CCCGCCCUACGCGCUGCCAGGCGCAGCGGGGAGCCACCCGGUGAGAGUGCGCCGCGCCCGGGACCCCAGCUCAGGGGCCCUGGAGGCCCAAGCCGCGCGCAAACUUUUGCUCCGGGAUCCGGCGCUCUUCCCCGGCACGCGAAGCCACCAGGCGCCCGCGCAGUCGCCAGGUUCGCCCCGAGAGCGGGUGCCGCGGGUCGAGAUGCUGCUCCGGGACCUGGUGCUGCGCCGCGGCUGCUGCUGGCCCUCACUGCUGCUGCACUGCGCGCUCCACCCGCUCUGGGGCUUCGUGCAGGUGACACAGGGCGAGCCCCAGAAGUCCUGCUCCAAGGUGACUGACAGCUGUCAACACAUCUGCCAGUGCCGGCCCCCUCCCCCGCUGCCCCCGCCACCCCCACCCCCACCGCCUCCCAGACUCCUCUCCGCCCCAGCUCCCAGCUCGACCUCGUGCCCCGCGGAGGAGAGCUGGUGGUCAGGGCUGGUGAUCGUCAUCGCGGUAUGCUGUGCCUCCCUGCUGUUCCUCACUGUGCUGGUCAUCAUCUGCUACAAAGCCAUCAAGCGAAGAUACAUUCGAAUGAAUCCACAUGUGUUUUUAGCAGCAAGAAAGAAUCUAUAAAAAUCGUAAGAUUUUCCUACCUUGACAAAAAUUGUUGAAUUGCAUUCUUGCAAUGCCUCCAUUAGACUUAUCACGUGGAGACACACCAUUUCUACCAUCUGAAACGAGAAACACCGAAAUCAAUUCCACUUCCAGUAACACAGACACGGUGCAGAUAGCGCAGCACGGAGCCCCACCCUGUGCCCGAGACGUCCGUCUGCCCAAGGACCGCAGGGGCCACAGGAGUGGUGCUUGUUCCCCUCCAAAGCCUCAACCAGAAACGGAAUUUAAAAACUCCAGAGGUCUCCCAACCGCCAAGCCUUCAUCCCCCUCGGGGCUGCCACGGGAAUUCGGGUAUUGAUCUCGCUCAUCUGCUCUGUGCUUCACACCAGCGGAUCAAUGGCUUCUGCUUCCUUCAUUUCCAACCACAGAACUCUGGGCUUCGGCCCUUGCCCCACCUUCCCCCUCCGUCCUUUCUCCAGUGCCGGCAUCUGGAGGGACUGUUUCCUGUCGGGCCUCUCUGUCCUUGAGCCUUUGUUCUCUGAGGGAAGGCAGCCAUGCUCAGACAGUUCAGAAACGCAGGAGCGGUGAUAUCUUGUGGACAAUCCCUACGGCCGGGCUUUAAACACUCCAGGGGGUUCUACCAGACGGGCUUUCUCGCUUGGAAGAAAUUUUCAGAAUAAAAUUAAUUCAAAUUCAUUUAUAACAUUGUCACAAAAUUCACUUGUGACAUUUGGAUAUCAAAAGAGCUUUGAAGGAGAGGUAGUAAUGGCAUCAAAAAACGAAUGACAAUAGAAGGAAACUUUGAAUCUCUGGUUGAAGUUAGAGGUCUCCAUUUUAUCUUCUGUAAAAUAACAGAACAGAGGGUUUCAUCUCCAAGUUCUUCAGUCCCAGGCACUAUGAUCCAAUAAAUGUAAUUAUCUCCACAGCA
Myotis lucifugus (little brown bat) is the source of this 1526-nucleotide messenger RNA. RefSeq names its product proline rich membrane anchor 1 (gene PRIMA1). NCBI's taxonomy places the organism in Eukaryota, Metazoa, Chordata, Mammalia, Chiroptera, Vespertilionidae. The record is from RefSeq and is a predicted model, not a curated record. The transcript is spliced from 5 exons. Bases 203 to 616 code for a protein of 137 amino acids.